UUUUGAACAUUUUCUAUUCAAGAUGGGUUUAGUCCAAGCAGAGGGGAGGUCAAAGACACAUGGUGAGAUUACUGUGACAACCACGAGUGAAACCAGCCUAUCAACAGACCUUACCACGAACAACUUGCAGCUAUCCACAAAGACAGACAGGCCUCGCCAGGUGAAGAUGAUCAGAGUUAAUGCACACUUGACUACAGAAAUUGUGACAUCCUAUUUGUUGAAUCACCCCCAACUGCAAGAAAUAUCAACACAGACUCACCCAGUUGUUGUUCUUCACAGUGAAACCGACAGAAAGCUUGCCGUCUCUUUCUGCAUUAUGGGGAAUAUUCUCUCCGGUAUUCGUGAGGACACUUGUGUUGACGUCAUCGGCCAUGUGAGAACAUUCCUCAGAUGUUGCCCUGACCUUCAGUUCAACGAGAAUGAUGUGCAGAUGUUUCAUGACUUUGCCCUGCAGUGUAUUCUGAGAACAGAUCCUUCAAAUACCUAUGCCAACAUCUGAACUCAACACCAGACAGUCCCAAAGGACAACAUCACACCUACGAAAAGAACGAACCUAUUACCAUAUUAUUCAGUCCCAUAAAAGCGACACCAAUAUAUAUCUAUUAGUGAACACUUUCCUUAUUAUUCAGUGACAAUGCCUUGAAAUGAAUCGUAGGAAUGAAUUACCAGCAUUGCCUCGAACAUAAAUACCGAUAAUAUGACGACCUUUGUUAUUGAACCAUAAACAUCAUUUUCAAUUCAGGAACAAUUGGUUGAGUGUCUUGAUUACAUGGAAAACCCGCUUACAUGUAUCUAACAUGAUAUAGCACCAAUCAUGCGGUGAAGGUGACACAAUUUACCCCAAAAUCAAAUCAGUACGGACGAUUUGUACUUGUUCUACAUUAUUUCACAUUGAUUUGUAUUAGUUCCACAGAAUUUCACAUUGAUUUCUACUAGUUCCACAGAAUGUCACGUUGAUUUGUACUGUGUCAGCACAUUAACUUGAAUAAAAUCUCAUUUUUGUAUCCA
Messenger RNA from Haliotis rubra (blacklip abalone), 1008 nucleotides. RefSeq lists its product as uncharacterized. The transcript has 4 exons. Lineage: Eukaryota; Metazoa; Mollusca; Gastropoda; Lepetellida; Haliotidae. Bases 23 to 499 code for a protein of 158 amino acids. The record is from RefSeq and is a predicted model, not a curated record.